Messenger RNA from Trematomus bernacchii (emerald rockcod), 1986 nucleotides. RefSeq names its product organic solute transporter subunit alpha-like. NCBI's taxonomy places the organism in Eukaryota, Metazoa, Chordata, Actinopteri, Perciformes, Nototheniidae. Bases 135 to 1124 code for a protein of 329 amino acids. Gene Ontology annotation, molecular function: transporter activity. The record is from RefSeq and is a predicted model, not a curated record. Gene Ontology annotation, biological process: transport. The transcript is spliced from 8 exons.
UUGAAAACACCGGCAGACACUGCAAUGCAAAGGAAGCAGAUAAUUAAAGUAACUAUUGAAGAGACUUCCUCAAGGAGAGAAGGUGAGGUUACAUUUUUAAACUAUUAGUGAAUUUUUCAAGAAGAAUAUCAGCCAUGGAUGAAGCUCUCAACAUCACCAUUGAUCCAGCUUGUUUACAAGAUCCCCCGCUGGCUAUUGACGUGAUAAAGCAGCUAGAUGUGUUUGAUUUCUGCCUGUACCUCAUGCUCACCUUCAUGGCCUGCGUAUCCCUGCUGCUGUACCUGGAGCAGUGCGCUUAUAUUUAUAAAAAUCUGCCCUACCCCAAGAAGACCACCCUCAUGUGGAUAAGUGGUGCUGCACCAGUCAUUGCCACAAUGUCUUGUUUUGGGAUGUGGAUCCCGAAGGCAGUCAUGAUCACAGAUAUGACCUCUAACUGUUAUUUUGCAGUCGUGGUGUAUAAGGUCUUGGUUCUGAUGAUCGAGGAGUUGGGCGGCACCAAUGAUUUUCUGCAGAGAUUUUCCACGGAGACCUUUCGGGUCAACACAGGCCCGUGCUGCUGCUGCUGCGCCUGUCUACCCCGCGUGCACAUGUCACGGCGAUUGUUAUUCUUCCUGAAGUUGGGAGCUCUUCAGUAUGCAAUCCUAAAGACGGUGCUCUCCAUCCUCUCCAUAGUCUUGUGGACAAACGGCAACUUUGAUCUCUCUGAUUUAGAGAUUACUGGUACAGCCAUUUGGAUUAACCCGUUCAUUGGCAUUCUCACUAUCACAUCCCUUUGGCCCGUUGCCAUCAUCUUCAUGAACGUUAACAGCCAUCUACGCAGCAUCAACUUGGUACCCAAGUAUGCCAUCUACCAGCUCGUACUCGUACUGAGUCAGCUGCAGACAUCAAUCAUUAACAUCCUGGCAUUGAAUGGCACCAUCGCCUGCGCCCCUCCCUUCUCUUCUCAAGCUCGUGGCUCCAUGCUAAGUCAGCAGAUGAUGAUCAUGGAGAUGUUCAUCCUCACUCUGAUCAAUCAGAGACUGUACCGUCGUACGUAUGACGCACUUCCCUCAGAGGAGGCACAUGACAACAACCACAACGCUAAAGUCGCCCUGCAGACUGCCCUCGUGGAGCAUGAUGUCUAAAAAAGGAGACAGUGAUGUAAGAGUGGAAGUCAACACUGCUCUUAAUGAUGUGUCAAAUCCUCUAAAUUGAGAGAUAAUCAAAUAUCCCAAACUUUAGUGUUAUAUAAUAUUAUUUGGAUAUAACUUGUUUACCUCAUUCCAUGAUAGAAAAAAAUAUAUUAACUGUUGAAAGUGUAGUUUUUUCAAUAUUUGAUGUAUGUAUAGUAAAAAACGUGGACAAAAGGUUUAUCAAUAUUUGUGAACGGGAGAACAUCAUUUUUACAUUUGUCUAGUAAAACUUAGUGUGUGAGAAACAUACAGAGAGAUAUGGCCAUCCAAUAAUGGUGACUUUGGUCAAUGUGUGGAUGCUGAAAUGAGUCCUAAAAUGAUAUCUGAUGCUUUGUGUUUUUGUACUAAAGUGUACAGUAAAUAAAGAUGGAUAUGUUUUUGUCAUGAAAGGGCUCAGGUUGAAUGUAUUGUACUGAGGAUAUAUUUGAUAAAAAGGAUCUAUUUUCUCUUCUGUUCCCAGUGUACAGAGUAAAAUGUUUUUGUCUUUACGCAAUCUGGGGAAAACAGCCAGAUUUCUUCAAAGAUUGCUGACCCACUUACUCAGACCUACUUGAGACACAGACGGAUGAGACAGCAGCUUUAUUUUCAGACUCAGUGUACACCCAACAUCCGCCUACAGCCAAACUGUGUUGUUUCAUAAGCAACCACAAGAGGCCAUGCUCGUCCAACCAAAAAAGUUGACUCACAUGAUUAAUAUUUAUUAUUUCUUUCAGUUCAACCAGAACUAACAGGUUUAGUCAGUUACUUAUUUUAGAAGGAAUAAUUCAAUAAUUCAAGAAUGUUUGUACCAAGCCCAACAUCCAAUAAACUGUCU